This is a messenger RNA of Gossypium arboreum, 849 nucleotides long. RefSeq lists its product as uncharacterized. Bases 1 to 849 code for a protein of 282 amino acids. NCBI's taxonomy places the organism in Eukaryota, Viridiplantae, Streptophyta, Magnoliopsida, Malvales, Malvaceae. The record is from RefSeq and is a predicted model, not a curated record. The transcript has 3 exons.
AUGGUCAAUUCUGAGGAUGAUAACGAGGACCUUGCUUAUCCUCCCGGCUUUACCACAACAAACACACAAGAACAACCAAGCGCUUAUCCACAAAGGGUGUCCGUUAACAUUAGGCUCCAAUAUCAGAUCAGUACCUCGGCACUAACAAGCUUUCAGACAGGUUCAGGCUCUAACCCAGGAGACCAUCUAGCAAAUCCCGUUGUCCCUGAUCUUGAUGAUAUAGCAGAAAUAGAAAAGGUGAGAUUGGAGCUCCCAAAGCAACUUGAAGACCGAUGCAGAUGGCUAGAAGAGAAAUUCAAGGCUUUGGAAAGCGCUGAUUACCAUUGUGGAAUUAAUGCCAAAGACUUGAGCCUAGUUCCAGAUCUAGUGCUCCCACCCAAGUUUAAGACCCCGAAAUUUGAAAAAUAUAAUGAGACCAGCUGUCUCGAAGCUCACAUUACGAUGUUCUGUCGGAAGAUGAUAGGAUAUGUUAAUAAUGAUCAGUUGUUAAUUCAAUAUUUCAAAGAUAGCCUGACUGGGGCUGCGGCCAAAUGGGAAAAAUCCCAAAAAGCAAGGAACUACUACGAGUUCCAUGAUGAAGAAGGUCAUGAGAUUCAAAGAUGCAGUGAAUUCAGGGCUCCAGUACAAGGUUUGAUGGACAAUAAGGAGCUAGAAUUCAUCGAGUAUACUGAAGGCCUAGAAGGAAAAGAUGACAGCAAGAGGGUUCCCUGGAAUUAUAACUGCAACAUGAUGAUCCCGGGAGAAGAGAACCCAAUGAGCGCUUCAGAAGAAGGUCAAGAUGUGGGUUUCUACAUGAGGAGUGGGAGGCACUAUGACCCAAAAAAUUCAAAGGCUGAGCCCACAAAAUGA